Molecule: messenger RNA, 2613 nt
Organism: Mesorhabditis spiculigera
Lineage: Eukaryota; Metazoa; Nematoda; Chromadorea; Rhabditida; Rhabditidae
Source: the annotation of a GenBank genome assembly
AUGAUACUGGGACUGUUGUUAUUUGGCGGGGUUACGCUCGCCCAGCUCCUUCCACCCAAGCUCCCCACCGACGAUCUGAUUGAUCUACCCGACUCCAUCGAACUACACCGCGAGCGACUUUCAAAGCAGAAUUUGAGGGCUCCUCACAACUCGGAACGAAAUCGGCACACUCGCCCUGGUGGCCUCGAAUUGAUGAAUGGCCAGAAGCACCAUGUCGGGUCGGACGAGUCGGACUCAGAGGAAUUCGCACCUCGACAUUCUGGCCAUCCCGGAGCCAGCCGCAACCACAGACUCGACGUCCUGAUCAGCGUCUUCGGAGUCGGUGGAGGAGCCUCGGCUGAGGAGCUUGACCACGGCAAUGAUCCACUGCUGGAGCGUCUUCAGGGGCGACCGUGGGGACAGCCGAAGAAUGGAGGACGUCGUCCUAAAGUUCAGCACCACGAAAACGCUCAUGAGACCAACUUUGAGGAUGAGCGAUUGGAGAGCGAGCCGGGACAUACUCAACAGAGACCCCGCCAACACGGUACCGGAACCUUCCACCCACACCCGGCGAUGGGCCCAGUCGGAAGAGGACGACGUCGCCCACUUGGCCCGGUCGGCGGCAGUAGCAAGAUGGUCGAGAUGGGACCGCAUUUCUCGGACUUUAGCCCUCCAAUUCUUGUGCCAGAUCACCCGGAAGUUGAUCCGGCACCAUGGCCAAUGGAGCCGCAGCGCCGCCAAAUUCUUCGAACUCCCGCAAACGAUCAUGAUCUGAGCCUUCAGGUUGGAGAGAAACGAAUGCCCGCCAAGCAUAACGCACCCGGGCUGGAGACCAUCGUCAGCUCCGAAGAGUUCCCUGAAAUCCCCCGGGCCAAGCGACAAGUCAGCGAUGAACCGGAUGAGGGAGAAGAGGAGGACGACACCCAAGAAGUCCUUGAGCGCUCCAAUAAGCUUAGGCCGCUUCGGGUACCGCUUCACAGGGGGCCGAUCCAGACGGUGAAACCACCUUUCGAGCCCAUGCCGACGAUCUUGUUGCCAUCAGUCCAGAAGCACGACGACCACAAGCUGCCCCUGAUUGGCCAAAAUCCACUUCCGCAUGCCAAAUCAUCUCCGAAGCCUGCCACAACAACCCAAUAUCCACCAGUCCAUGUCCAGCUCAAGCCAGGACAGCAGAUAGAAAUGGUCGACGAGCCGUUGUCGAUUAGUCCCGAAGACGUGAAAAAACCCCACCAUCCCCAAGGAAAACCCGACCACAAGCCGAUCACGCGCGGUGGAUUCCAGCCUGCCAGCCAAAUUGAAAAGCCACAAAUCAGACUUCCAAAUGACAAACCGCUCUUCAAGCAGUGGAGCGCCUGGAAAGACGCGGGGAGCUGCACAGCCAAGUGCGGAAUGUGUGGCUGGAAGCGACAAGAGCGGGAGUGUCCUCAUAGCAUUUUCUGCGAAGGACCUAAGCACCGGUAUGUCCCUUGCGGCUCCAACGUCUGCGACGAGGACACCCCGAUCGGAGGGCUGAACGGAUGCUGUACCGGCUUCAGACCGAUGAUGGUUGAGGAGGAGGAACCCUUCCGGAACCCGAAGUCGCACCUCGAAAUCGAAAUUGAGAUCGAGAUUCGCCGUAGGAAGCACCAAGUCCUGCGAUGUGGCGCCAUCAACCAAACUGAGCAUCAGGAGUAUGAAGGGAAACAGCACAAAGUCGGCUUGCAAAAGCGGCCAACAGGUUGGGAGAGCAACAGCCACGAGAGCUCUUCCUCCGAAGAAGAACGCGGGCAUCGUCAGCCUCACAAACACCACGACUAUGGGGUGACUCUGAUUGCGCGAAGACCGCAUCCGAGGUCCAAGCCAACCUCCGAGCCAGCUCCUAUCCGAUGGCGACCAGUACAUGGUCAAGGAAAGCCAGGAGUACAUGAAGCUGUCGACGAGCCAAUAUCGAUUAGCCCCCCGGAAAAACAUGAUCGACACCACCACGUCCCGCCGAUGAGACAUACCAAUCCGAACAUCGACAAUGCCGUGUCCGGGAUGCCGUUGACAAAAAUUGAUGAGGUCCUCCGCAUCGAGGUCCCGAAGACCCUGACCCUAGAACGAGAAAUUCAUGAGGUCCACGGCGCUGGCCGCACUCUACUUGGAAUCCAGAAACAGAAUUUGAAGCUGCACAACAACCACCAUCUUCGAUCACUCCACCCCGAUGAGCCGGAGGAGUUCGAGGUCUAUGGGGAUUCGCAGAACUUGAUCAACCGGAACUACAAGAUGGGGCCAGUCGGAGGAGCGGAAUUCGAUGAUCACCCAAUCUACGGACAACAGAAAGAAAAGAAGCGAGAGUCGCAGCGUGUUAGCUUGGAAGACUUUGAAAUUGAGGAUAAUGAUGACGAGGAGGAGGACUGUGAUAUUGAGGACGAUUUCGAUACCUCAGUCGAGGACAGCAGCGAGUUCGCAAAAGGCGCUUGGUCCAACUACCUGAGGCCCGGGCGUCCCGCCAGGCCUCCUCUGCGCGAUUACUACGACGUACCGCUCACGCACAGCACUGGGCAAAACAGACAGCCGAGAUCCUCGAAUUUCCAACCCGACUACGACGACCUGGAUGAUAAGAAUUUCGAGGGGAAGUUGUGCGCUGGCAAGAAACACAGCGUUAGCGGAUGC